GGCAAUGCAAAGCCGCAAAAGGUUCGCAUGCCCAUGUGUUAUGUAUGUGGUGGGGAGAGCUGCUUUGGGAUGAACAUGGGUGACCCAGCUGUCGGUCACCCUCUACCGAUCUACGGCGGAGGGUUACCGCCUCAGCCGGUGAGUCACGGCCCCGUUUGGGGUCUGGAUAAAUUUGGAUUCUUGCUGUAGAAUUUGGGUUCUUUCUCUUUUCUCCAUAUUUUUAUUAUUGUUGGUCCCGGAGGCUGCUCUGUAUCUUCCUGCUGAUGUUGAAGACUCUGAAGUUGACGUGGGUUUCUGUGUUCUGACGAUUGAAUUGCAUCUUGCCUCUCGCGGAUCAUGCAACACCCAGUUUUUAUUUUUGAAUUCUAAACCCCCUUCAUCAGAUUGCUCUUAUAUACGUUUGUAAAAAUUGGGAUGUCUACCCAAUCCGGAGACCUGUCCCAGAAUGGAAACCUUAGGAAUAUUGAUACUCUUUGUACUCUUGAUGAAAUCGAAGAGUGUGACUUAUCGAGGCUUUUGGGGAAGCCACGACCUCUAAAUAUGGAACGACAGAGGUCAUACGAUGAGAGGUCGCUCAGUGAAUUAUCCAUUGGGCUGUCCCCUCGUCACUCCUUGCGGAAUGCGGAGAAUUCUUCUCGAGCAAUGGACCAUCUCGAUAAUGUAUUUUCUCCGGGUAGAAGGUCUGGGUUUAAUACACCAAGGUCACUAAUGGGUUUUGAUCCGCAUCCGAUGGUUGCUGAAGCUUGGGAUGCUUUGAGGCGUUCUUUGGUGUUUUUCCGUGGUCGACCAGUGGGGACUAUUGCUGCACUAGACAGUUCUGAUGAGAAUCUUAACUAUGAUCAGGUGUUUGUGAGAGAUUUUGUCCCCAGUGCAUUUGCUUUUCUGAUGAAUGGGGAGCCAGAAAUCGUCAAGAAUUUUAUUUUAAAGACUCUUCGACUUCAGUCUUGGGAGAAAAAGAUUGAUCGCUUCCAGCUAGGAGAAGGAGUGAUGCCAGCUAGUUUCAAGGUAUUACAUGACCCAGUCAGGAACUAUGAAACUUUGAUGGCUGAUUUUGGAGAGAGUGCAAUAGGAAGAGUAGCACCUGUCGAUUCUGGAUUUUGGUGGAUUAUAUUGCUUCGCGCAUACACAAAAUCGACAGGAGACUCUUCCUUGGCUGAUUUACCUGAAUGCCAAAAGGGUAUGCGGCUUAUUCUAAGUUUAUGCCUUUCUGAGGGGUUUGACACAUUCCCAACACUUCUCUGUGCCGAUGGAUGCUGUAUGAUUGAUCGUAGAAUGGGUGUUUAUGGGUAUCCCAUUGAGAUACAAACCCUUUUCUUUAUGGCUUUAAGAUGUGCUUCGCUUUUGCUUAAGCAAGAUGUUGAAGGGAAGGAGUUUGUGGAGCGAAUAGCUAAACGCCUUCAUGCCUUAACCUUUCAUAUGAGAAGUUAUUUUUGGCUUGACUUGAAGCAGCUGAACGACAUAUAUCGAUAUAAAACAGAGGAGUACUCUCACACUGCAGUUAACAAGUUCAAUGUAAUACCUGAUUCUCUUCCAGAAUGGAUUUUUGAUUUUAUGCCAUCUCGUGGUGGCUAUUUUAUUGGGAAUGUCAGCCCUGCAAGAAUGGAUUUUCGUUGGUUUUGCCUGGGCAAUUGUAUAGCAAUUCUAUCGUCUCUGGCAACCCCAGAACAAGCCACUGCAAUUAUGGAUCUUAUAGAAUCACGGUGGGAAGAAUUGGUGGGGGAAAUGCCGCUAAAGGUUUGUUAUCCAGCCAUAGAAGGCCAUGAAUGGCGGAUUAUUACGGGAUGUGACCCAAAAAAUACCAGAUGGAGUUACCACAAUGGGGGGUCUUGGCCAGUGUUACUAUGGCUCCUCACUGCUGCAUGUAUCAAGACUGGACGCCCACAAAUUGCAAGACGGGCCAUCGAACUUGCAGAAGCCAAGUUGUUAAAAGACAACUGGCCCGAAUACUACGACGGGAAGCUCGGUCGAUACAUUGGGAAACAAGCUCGAAAAUCCCAGACCUGGUCGAUCGCUGGCUACUUGGUGGCAAAGAUGAUGCUUGAAGACCCAUCUCAUGUGGGUAUGGUGUCCAUUGAAGAGGACAGACAGAUGAAACCCCUCAUGAAAAGAUCAGCUUCAUGGACUGCCUGAGACAGUCAUCUUCUUCUUCUCCUUUUCCUGUAUCCACUUGCCCAUUACAGCUUUAAACAUGUUCUGCUAAGAUGAUUUGGAGAAAGGGAGCUGAAAUGGAGAUUCAGGUUGGGACCAUUUUGCCACUAAUAAGGUGCAUGAAGCAUAGGCAGCAAACAAAUGGGUACUCAUGCUUUUUUAGAAAGGCAUUAAUAAGCUUCCUAUCUUUCUUUCAGCUUUAGCCAAACAAUUAUUUUGGGAACAACUCAACAAAUGGAAACCUUUCCUCUCU
Molecule: messenger RNA, 2401 nt
Organism: Malania oleifera
Lineage: Eukaryota; Viridiplantae; Streptophyta; Magnoliopsida; Santalales; Ximeniaceae
Product: probable alkaline/neutral invertase B
Exons: 5
Coding region: 415-2130 (571 amino acids)
Biological process (GO): sucrose catabolic process
Molecular function (GO): sucrose alpha-glucosidase activity; endo-alpha-N-acetylgalactosaminidase activity
Source: RefSeq, a predicted model, not a curated record